This is a messenger RNA of Cololabis saira (Pacific saury), 10166 nucleotides long. RefSeq names its product kinesin family member 26Ba (gene kif26ba). Gene Ontology annotation, molecular function: ATP binding; microtubule binding; microtubule motor activity. Gene Ontology annotation, biological process: microtubule-based movement. The coding region runs from base 545 to 7516 and encodes 2323 amino acids. NCBI's taxonomy places the organism in Eukaryota, Metazoa, Chordata, Actinopteri, Beloniformes, Belonidae. The transcript is spliced from 28 exons. The record is from RefSeq and is a predicted model, not a curated record.
UGUGGCUGUGCUCUGCAUCACUUGGACUCUACACAAAUAGCGACUUCAGUCGUCAGAGCUGCUCGCCAGACCCCAGCAGUCGCGUUUACCUGUGCAGCCUGACGCAGGGCUGAUGGAGAGCUGAUGGAGAGCUGAUGGAGAGCUGAUGGAGGGGCAGGGCUGAGUGCGGCGCAAGUGCUGCGCACUGAUCGGGGAGCUUCAUUCAGCGCAGAACACAACCUGCUGAUAGGGAGCAGUCUGCACGGCCCGCCCGAAUCCUCCAGCUUUUAAAAGUGUUGUUGAGUGGGGGUUUGUUUGUGUUUUUAUCCCAUUUCGACGCAACAAUUUGCGGGAAGCAGAAGCCGUCUCUGGUUUCGGAAUGGGGAUGUAACCGCGACCACAUGCGCCCGAGAGCCGUGUGAGGUUAGACCUCAAGACUGAGAAGAGAAGGAAACUGCAAGGGCGUGUAAAUAAUUAAAAUCGGUCCAGCGGUUUUCUUUUUGAAUGUGAAGCAGCAGCGGAGGUUUGUUUCUCCUCUCCUCCUCCUCCCCCUCUCACCUCCAGCAUGACUUCACUGUCGGGGUCUAAGGAGAGGAGCAGCCGGAGCAGAAAACAUGCGAUUCCGGACACAUCUCCAACAAAAUCUACCAACUUUUUCCCGGACACAUGGUACCGAAAGGCCUACGAGGAGACGAGCCGGUCCAGCACGCGCCCUGCUCCAGAGGGUGCGGGCUCCAUGCCCAGCUCCACCGGCACCCCGUCCCCAGGCUCUGGGAUCUCAUCACCGGGAUCCCUCUCUGGAUCUCCUGGAACCAUCUCGCCGGUAAUUGGCACCGGAUCGCCAGGCUCUCUUGGGGGCUCUCCAGGUUUUGGGACGGGGUCACCGGCCUCAGGCAGUGGAAGUUCGCCUGGGAGUGAAAGAAUGAUCUGGUGUGAGAACUGCAGUGCUCGGCUGACAGAACUGAAACGACAAGCACUGAAACUGCUCAUCCCUGGGCCGUACUCAAGCAAGGAUCCCUCAUUCUCUCUCCUCCUGCACGAUAAGCUUCAGGUGCCCAACAGUUCUCGACGGGCGUGGAACGAGCGUGACAGCCGCUGUGAUGUCUGUGCCACGCACCUCACUCAACUUAAACAGGAAGCUGUGCGCAUGGUCCUGACUCUUGACCAGUGGGAUUUGUCUCCAACUUCUUCCCCUCCAGUCGGACGAUAUGGAUCUCAUGGACCUCUGGCACCAGCAGGCUCAUACGGAGUGCCAGGAGCUCCUGUGUCAAGGGAAUGGCCUUCUCCGUUUCUUCCCUCCUCCUCCUCCUCCUCCUCCUCUGGUGCUGCUUCCUUCCCUUCUCACGCAUCCUCCCAGUCUCCUUCUCCAAGCCCCAGCCAGACCCCAACACCCAGCCCAAGUCAUGGAUCAUCCAACACCAGCCAUGGGAGUCCCACAGUAGGGCAAACAUCUAGCUGUGCUCCCAUAUACCCACAACCUCAAGGAGUAGGGCACAGACUGGGGUCAAAGCCCAGCUCCUUGGGUCUGGGAGGAGGUCUAGACAGACGGAAUGGGUCCCCCAGUUCAGCAAAAGCAGCUGGAACCCAACACCAGCCAGUGACCGUAGUGAAGAGCCCCAGUAAUAAUGGCGGCCACAACAGUAAUAAUGGGAGUGGAGCUGGACCGAGUUCAGCUGCACAUCAGGCACAUCAGCACCUAAACCGUACUAAUGGAGGGGUUACACUCUAUCCAUAUCAGAUCUCACAGAUGACCUCCGAGGCAUCGAGAGAGGGACUGACUGAAGCCGCCCUGAACCGCUACAACACACACUCUCCCGCACAUGCAAAUUCCCCGUCCCACACCAACCCUCCUGGUAACACCGCGGCUGUAACCACCACAGCACCCAGCGCCACCUCGGCCGCCGCCUCCUUCUUUGUCAGAGCUGCACAAAAAUUGAGCUUAACAUCCAAGAAGAAGAAGCAGAAAAUGGGCACAGCCACGGCUCCAGUCACAUCAUCUUCCCCCCCCUGUGACCCUCCGCUGUUCCCCACCAAUUUCAGCUCUGCAUUGCUGCGGGCCCCUCCCCCGGCCCCGCCAUGUCUCCUCCGAGCAGCCAACAAAAUCAAAGAUACCCCUGGGCUUGGAAAGGUGAAAGUGAUGGUGCGGGUGUGUCCAGUGUCCCAGUCGGAUGCAGCUGAGUCCAGCUCCUUCAUGAAAGUGGACGCCAGAAAGAAGCAAAUAACCAUCAUGGACCCGUCAGCAAACACGCCACCAAGCACUACCUCCCAGAAAAGGGCAGGAGCCAGUCAGGUCCCACCAAAGAUGUUCACGUUUGAUGCUGCAUUUCCUCCUGAUGCAUCACAGGUGGAGGUGUGCGCUGGAACGGUUGCCGAGGUCAUCCAGUCGGUGGUGAACGGAGCUGAUGGCUGCGUCUUCUGCUUCGGACACUCCAAGCUGGGAAAAUCAUACACAAUGAUUGGCCGUGAUGAUUCUCUUCAGACGCUGGGUAUCAUCCCCUGUGCCAUUUCUUGGUUGUUUAAGCUCAUCAAUGAGAGAAAGGAGAAAACAGGAGCUCGCUUCUCUGUCCGUGUCUCUGCUGUCGAGGUUUGGGGAAAGGAGGAAAACCUGACGGACUUGCUCUCUGAAGUGGCCACAGGCAGCUUACAGGACGGACAGUCACCGGGAGUCUACCUGUGCGAGGACCCCAUCUGUGGCAUGCAGCUCCAAAACCAGUCUGAGCUCCGUGCUCCCACACCAGAGAAGGCAGCCUGGUUCCUGGAUGCCGCCAUAGCAGCUCGCCACAACAGCCAGCGCCCCAACACCACCGAGGAGGAGCACAGGAACUCCCACAUGCUGUUUACCUUACACUUAUACCAGUACCGCAUGGAGAAGACGGGCAAAGGAGGGAUGUCGGGAGGUCGCAGUCGCCUCCACCUGCUGGACCUGGGCAGCUGUGACGUUAAAGCUCUUGGAGGAGGAGGUGGAGGGAAAAGCAAGGAGAACUCGUCACCUGGAUCAGCGCCUCUCUGUCUGUCUUUGUCAGCCCUUGGCAACGUCAUCCUGGCCUUGGUCAACGGGAGCAAACACAUCCCCUACAAGGACAGCAAGCUGACCAUGUUGCUAAGGGAGUCGCUAGGCAACAUGAACUGCCGGACCACCAUGAUUGCUCACAUCUCUGCCUCACCCAGAGAUUUCUCAGAAACCCUUUCCACCAUCCAGAUUGCUUCGCGCGUCCUCCGGAUGAAAAAGAAGAAAACUAAAGUCACAGUGCAAUACACAUCCAGCUCCUCUGGAGGGGAAAGCUCCUGCGAGGAGGGUCGCAUGCGUCGUCCGACCCACCUGCGACCCUUCCAUCACCGUGGCGACACUGACUCCGAUCUACCGUUGCUGAAACUGUCCAGCGACCCGGACGAAUAUUCCAGCAGCGAGCAGUCAUGUGACACAGUGAUCUACGUGGGCCCGAAUGGGGCCGCCGUGUCAGACAGGGAGCUCACGGACAAUGAGGGACCUCCAGAAUUUGUACCAAUUAUACCCGCUUUGCUUCGAGGAAAAACAUCAGAGCAGCAUCAAACCCUCAGUCAAAGUCAGGGAGCUGGGACACACAAGUCCCAGCAAGCUGAGCAGCCCAGCGGGCCCGCCCAGCCAUCGUCACAGCCUCCUCAGUCACUACUUGGGCAGCCUUUGGCCCCCGUUCCAGAGGAGGGAGCUGAAUGCUUGAAGUGUAACACCUUUGCUGAGCUGCAGGAGAGACUGGAUUGCAUCGAUGGCAGUGAGGAGGUGGCAAAGUUUCCAUUUGAAGAGGUUCCAGCUAGUAAACAAGGCGGGAAACAAGAGUCAUGUCCUUCCUCCGCUGCUGUAAGCUCCGCUCCAGCGCCUGGCUCUGCAGCCGUGUUGGAGACAGAGGCCAAAACAGCAGCGGCAGCUUCCAGCAGGAGAAGCAAUGACCAGCAACUACAAGACAUCAAAGAGGUGGUGGAGGAGGCAGAGCUGGCCCAGACCAUGAUCCACAGCCUGGCUCAGGCUACUGGAUACCCCAUCGUUACAAGUGCCAGGAGUGUAACAGGAAGCAGCAGCAUCACCUCUAGCCCCCUGCACAGGACCAAGAACUCCCACUUAAAUGACAGUCAUGAGAAUCUGAAUGGGAUUGGUAAUACUGAAGGAAAGGGACGCCAUCUGGGAUCACCACGCCUGGGGAUUGCCAGCUUGACCAAAACCUCAGAGUACAGGCCCCCAUCAUCCCCUUCACAGCGCUGCAAGGUGUACACUCAGAAGGGUGUAAUCCCAGCAACAUCUCCUCUGUCCUCACACACUCUGGCGCAGGACGGCCAGGUCACUGAAGCCAUCACCUCAGACAACAGUUUGGCUGCAGACAGUGGCCGCUCCUCCACAGAGUCUGUGCUGUCCAGGACUUCUCCUGCAGGCAUGAGCCCACAAGUCCGAGAGCCAACACCCUGUCUGUCUGCCAGCCUGGGCUCAGCUGAGACGCUCUGUGAUGAUGACGUCCCACCAAUACCUUUGGACACACACAGGGAUGCGUCGGGACAGGCAGCACCUGUGGAAGCAGUUGGGCCUCUCUUGCUUGGAGAGGAUGGGCUGGUGUAUACUGAGGAAGAUGUGGACGUAACAGCUCUGGCCAAUGCUCCGAGCUUGGCCUGUCGUCCUACAAGCAUCAUCAGCUUUAACAGCGACUGUGGCUCUGAAGCUGCCCUCGCUUUAGACCCUCAACACAUCAGUCAUGUCAGUGGUGCCGAGUUCGAUGGAGCUGUGGUGGAUUAUCACAUGCUGCCAGGUCCUGCAACAACGUCAGGUGUUAAAGAAGUGGUUGCCAUGGCAGAGGUGGCAAUGGCCAAGCUGCGAAUAGAAGGUGAAACCUUAGGCGCAGGGAUGCCUAACUGUGGUUCGCCCAUCUCCUCCUGGAUGAGUGAUCUGAGCAUGGGCAGUGAAGCUGAUCAGUCUCUCCACAGCUUCAGCCAGUCCCAGAGUCAGCAAGGUGAGGCUCUGGCUGAUCCUGAACCCGGCCUUGAAGUUGAGAGUCUGGUUUCUUCUAAAAGGACCAGGAGUCUAGAGGGAGAGCUGGAGCCAUCAGAGCGUAUGCCUGAUAAAGACACACCAACCAAAGAUAAACUGAGAAAACUCCCUGGUAGCCUCUCGUCUUUUAAGAGCACCAUCAAAGUUCACCCAUGUGCAGCUGUCAAACCCAUGGUUAUAAAAGAGCCCACCAUCAUUUCUUCAUCUACAAAGACUGCCUCAAGGAAAGACCCUGUCAAAUCUAACACAGUAGUUAUAGCCUCCAUUUCACGUGAGAUGAGCUUUGAAGACCCCUGGCUGAAACGGAGCAUAGAGGAGGGGAGGACCAGGGAGUUGGUGUGUGAAGUGAAACCAGAGAAGAGGGGGGUAGACCUGAAGAGCCACUCAGCAGAGAAGACUGGAGAUGGGAGUGGAGACCAGCAAAGCUUGUGCCGAGAUGUUGGGGAUUAUGGCAGCUGUGGUCCAGGCGGGGAGGUGCUGUCGUCUUCAGACUCAUUUAAGAGAGUGGUGGAUGGUUGUGAGAUGGUCACUGUUGUUGCCCAAGGCGAAUGCCUGACUAGUAUCUACAGCCCAGAUAUCCACCGCACAGCCAGUCUCCCCCGUGCGUGGCACCGUCUCAACCGCCACGACGGCUUAGACAAUGGAAUAGAGUACUGUAAUCUUGGCGUCACCACUUCAACCCCCUGCAGUCCUCGUGCCACACUUGACCGCCUGGGAUCAAGCAGAAAACAGGGCUUUUUCUCCCACAAGAAGGGGGGAAUUCCACCUCUGCCACCAGUACGCAAGUCCAGUCUGGACCAGCGCAACAGAGCAGUCAGCCCCCUCCCCCUACCCAGUCCAGGAGUGUCAUCACUGGGAAGCUCGGCAGAUGAGGCAGGGAUAUCUGGAUGGGGUCCUGCAGGAAUCACCAGACAGCGUGGCUCCAGCAUAGACAGCAGCAGACUUUUCAGUGCCAAGCUAGAGCAGCUUGCCAACAGAACAAACUCCCUGGGGCGGGUCCACGGCUCUCACAGCGGUUCCCACCACUAUGACUGCUUCUCCCUGGAAAGAGGCGAGAGCCUUCGGGGGGGAGGAAUGGUGAGGGGGGACACCACCAUGCCUCGCACCGGACGCAGCCUGACCCGUGCUGGGUCAGUAUCGUCUCCCACUGGAAACCCCGGCAGCCCCAGCUUCAGUGGCAGCACCAGUCCAAGUAGUGCUCCACAGUCGCCGGCCAAAACCAGUGGCCAGUCAAAGAUCUCAGCGGUCAGUAAGCUGCUGAUGACCAGCAGUCCCAAGACCAGGAGUGUGUCUGCUUCGAGCACCAAGACCCUGAGCUUCUCUACCAAGUCUUUAAGCCAAACUACCAACCGCAGCUCCAGCCUUCCCCCAAAUGGAAAGCCCCAGACUCCAGUGCAGAGCCCUGUGCAGCAGCAGGGACCUGCCCCUGGAUCCUGGUCCACCCAGUCUCUGAGUCGCAGUCGAGGGGGGAGCCUGACAGCCAAGCUGCCUCUGCGGGCUGUCAACAGCCGGAUCUCAGAGCUCCUCCAGGGAAGUGCAGGAUCCCGAUCAAGGAAUCACGUCCAGGGAAGCGGUGCGGAUCCAGCAGAAGAAAGAGGAGUUGGAGGGACAAGUGGAGACGGAGCAGGAGGAGAAAGCUUGGGAGAGGAGAAGGUUGCCAUGGUGCAGACAUUGCCUUCUCCCUACAGCAAGAUCACAGCGCCCAGAAAGCCUCAUCGCUGCAGCAGCGGCCACGCAAGUGACAACAGCAGCGUACUGAGUGGGGAGCUGCCUCCAGCCAUGGGGAAGACGGCCCUGUUUUACCACAGUGGAGGAAGCAGCGGCUACGAGAGCAUGCUGAGAGACAGCAGCGAGAACACCGGAAGCACCUCCUCCGCUCAGGACUCACUCAGCGAGCACAGCUCAGCCACCACCUCCUCCCGACGGAGCUCCAAGAGCAGCAAGAAGAGCAGGAGCAACACAGGCCUCCAGCGCAGACGUCUCAUCCCAGCUCUGACCUUGGACUCCUCGUCUUCAUCCCCUUCUCAGCGGUCCUCCAAGCAGACCAUCACUUCCUCAUCAUCCUCCUCAUCCAGCCCAGGUGCAUGCUGGGUUGAUGGCCCACUCGGGCCCCCGGCAACUUCCAACCUCCGGGGAGGGGCUGCAACUACAGAAACCUUCGAGAUCAAGGUGUACGAGAUAGAUGACGUGGAGCGACUACAGAAGAGGAGAGACAAAGUAGGGAAUAAGGAGGUGGUGUAUGUCAGACCCAGGGUUUGCCUGUUGGAGCACCGCCAGCAGCGGAUCAGUGAAGUCAGAGCCAAGUACCAGUGUCUGAAGAAGGAACUGGAGCAAACCAAACAGCAUCUGAUGCUGGAGCCACACAAAUGGACCACUGAGUUUGAGCUGCAGCAGCCCUAUGAGGUGGACUCGGUGGAGUAUUUGGAAGCUCUGGAAACGGUGACGGACAAACUGGAGACCAGAGUCAACUUCUGUAAAGCCCAUCUCAUGAUGAUUACCUGCUUCGAUGUCUCGUCAAGACAACGGUAGACAAAUGGAGGGAGAGACAACUGGAGGACAGAGAGGUAGACACAUAGCUGGACUCAGUCAGAUGUCAAUGUUUAGACACAUUUGGCCCAAAGAACUAAACAUUGAUAAAAUAUCGCUAACAAGAAAAAUCUUUCUGGAUUCUUGGGAACUUUGAAAGAGAGACAGAAAGAUGACUUUGCUCAUGUUUGAUGGCUGGAUAAACCCCCACCCAGACAAAGAAGCUUAUAGAGUUUUGGACCUGGAAACAACCUACGAGGUCGAGACUGGACGGGAUUUAGUUUAAAUAAAACCAUUACGGCUUCUCAAAGAAGCAGACAGACGCUUGAGAGUCUGAAAAGAAAAAUGAAUCCAGGUGACCAGUGAACAAAAGAAUUUGACGAUGGAAACACCUCGAGUCCAACAAGAAUGUACAAAGAGAAAACAAGAUAGGAGCUUAAGAAAAUUGUCAUUUUUUUUUUUUUUUAAAUAGAAGGAUAAAGAAAUUGUGCAUGAUAAUAGAAAACAAUUGUCCCAUCUUUUUGGAAGAGCACUUUUUAGACUUUUGGCUGUAAAUACAGAGUGCUGACUGCAGGAUGACGUGGUAUUGUUGUGCAGCGACCGACCAGGAGAAAGACAGGGGGAGAUGAUUUAGAUAAGUGCCUUGUGAACAUUUCUAACAAUACCGUGACCAAUUCUCUUUGUCUUUGACUUUGUGUACAUGCAGUAAGUUUGGUGCUAGCAUAGAAAGAAAAAAAAAGUCCAUAAAAAAUCUGUGUCCUUGAAAAAUCUGUUCAUUUUUAGUAAUUUCUUUCAUGUGUUCUACUGGGGUCAGUCUUUCACAACAUGCUAAAAAAAAAAGCUAAAUGAAACAAACAUAAAUGAAUAAUCUAUGGCUAAAGUUAUUGUAUUUGGUACAUGAUCAGAUUAGAAAGAUUCAGAGUUUAUAUAAAAAGGGAGAGAGAGAGGGAAAAACACGUAGAACAUGAAGACUAAAGCCAAUGAAAAUAAAGAGCAAAGAGCAAAACCUUAAUUAAGAAAACGAUUAAAAACAUUCCAAGGUCAGGAUUGGGUUUGAACACAGACACGCACAACAAAACAGAUCUGAAGUUAGUUUCCUGUGGCAUUGUUUUGGCCUGGACCUUUCAAACAAGCACAGCACAUCUGACUUUUGGCCCUGCCGGGUAUUCAUGUAGCGCGUUUCCCCCCCGACACAGAUGUGAGAGCCUUUUCAUGUUCACAGUGAACUGUCUGAGUCACACAGAAGUGGAGGAGAUCUGGUGUUGGGCGCAUCUAUCCACUGACCAGCUGCCUCCUGAAUGAAAGGCAGACCGUCUUCUCCGUCUGUGCUGUUCUACUCUGUUUAAAAAAGAAAAAAAGAAAAAAAAACUGUAAUUAUUUGUCAAUUGUUAGUGUUUUAUAAUGUCUCCUUUUUUUAUUUGAGUGCAAUGGAACCAUGUAGAGACAGUCUUAUCGUAGGUUGAUGGAAAAAGCAAAGGGAAAUAUUUUUAAAAUAAUUUGUGAGAAGGGAACAGAUUCAGCAUAAGCACAGAUUUAUAGUAAAAUGUUUUUUUUAAAGGAAUAAUUAUUUAAGGGGGAUGUAGAAAACAAAAAAGAAAAAUUAAAUGUAAUGAUCAAAUUCCUACACGAAGAUCUCUGCCUGGUUCCAUUUGUUUUGGAUGGAUUGCAACCUUUAAGAUUUGCUAAUAUUACUAUCUAUGGUGCUUGAGAUGUUUAUCAUAUAAAUGUUUGUACAAAUAUGAAUAUAAGAAAGAGUCUGUUUCCCUCUGAAAUCAGGAUGAGUAUCCUCCAAACACUUAUUCUACAUCACUGCCAUCACCACGCUCUCCUCUGCCGGUCUUUGCCCUGCAAGCAGAGAGCAGUGUUCGGGAGAUGAAAGACUGUAAUGCUGACUUUCUCUCCAUUAACAGCACAAACACUGCUUUGUUUUACUGGACUGACAGAAAAGGAAAAAAUCAGUCACUGCCUCUGGUUUUGAUCCAUGAAUGGCAGUGUGAAAGGGUCACAGCUAUGCAUUUCAUGAGGUGCACACCUGCAGGAAAGCCACGAGCUAAUCUAUGAAAUCUGGUGGGAAAAUACCCCCAAACCAAGAUGCUUUUGACAAAUGGGACCCCUGAAGUGUUUUUACCAGAGGCAGACAAAACAGACCAGCGCCAUCUCGUUCUAAUCUCCAAAAUUCACCGUACCAGUGACGAAUGAAACGUAAUUUAUUUUCUGCUCAAGACAGCACAGUCACGAAUUAAUGUCCUUAUUUAUCUACACCUUAUGAUCUUAAAAAGUUACUAUGCAUUGAAGAAAAAUAACUGUACAUACUUUUCUGAGCCAUGUCAUAUAUAAAAAAUACAUAUACUGUAUACUGUGUGCACAUAUCAUAUAUGCGCUCAUUUUUAUUUGAGAUAUUUUAUUGUGAUGAUUUCUUUUGCUCCCGUUGUCCUUGUGUGAAUUUUAAUGAGUUUGGGUUUCCUGAAACAUUCAGCUUGUGGUUGAUGACAGUGAGGUCCAUGUUUGUGGACAGUAGUUUUUAAAGCUGCACAACAGCACAAUGGAUAUGGAAAUGAAGUAGUCAAUGUGUCACUGUUGACUUCCAGGUUCAAUUAAAACUGAAAAUAUUACUUUGAUGCUUUUAACUGCUAAUUUAAAAAACAAAAAACAA